Molecule: messenger RNA, 2075 nt
Organism: Hermetia illucens (black soldier fly)
Lineage: Eukaryota; Metazoa; Arthropoda; Insecta; Diptera; Stratiomyidae
Product: spore coat protein SP85-like
Exons: 2
Coding region: 277-1803 (508 amino acids)
Source: RefSeq, a predicted model, not a curated record
UCUGAGUGUGCUAUGAAUUUAAUGUUGUUCAAGUUUUUUCGCACAUAAUAUCUAUUAUUUUUAUCUUGCACAAGCUCGUGCAAAAUUAAGAGAGUGACAAAUAUGUCGUCAUCGUUUUAAAUUUCUAGUGACUGUAGUUUUAUUUUGCGCUUCAGAAUCAAAUUAGGAUCGACGGCAAAAAGUGUAAACUGAAAAAAAAUAUUUUCCUGGAUAUAGCAGAGCUAUAAAAAUUUCUGGUGCGCCCCGGAGAAGUAGUCUGACAGCAAAAUUUAACCAAUGGCAUUCCAAUGUGCCGACAUUUUUCACAACCACUCUUGUAAUGAUAACCAUUUCCAGCAGCAUGAGGUCCGCACUCGACUGACUUGCACCGAAUCAACGAAACUAAUGCCAAUUAUGGCUCCCAUGACAGGAAAAGUGACUGGCUUCACUAAAUUCCCAAGAAAGCGCUUCUCAGCAGGCCACAACGGCACCUCCGGAGUAAGUGGUCCAAAUGCUCCUAAUUCCUCCCGGAAACCGGCUCAAAUAUGCAAGCCAUCUCGCACCUCAUCUAAACCGCGUAUCAUGAAACUAAGUAAAACUGGAUGCGACGAUCUACUCACUGAGAUGUGUAGAUUGGAUCUCGAUGACACACUUCGCCUUCCUCGAAGUAUUUGCGACAUCUGUGAGGAGUUUGAACGCUGCGAAAAUAGUGCAACAAAGAAACCAAAACCCAAACAGAGUGGAACCCAAACCACUGCCCGGCAAUGUUAUCCAUGCUGGCCUCCAUGCAGUCCUUGCCCUUGCCCCCCGCUCUGCGCUCCACUUUGCCCUCCGCAGUGUCCACCACCAUGCCCACCACCACCUUGUCCACCGCCGUGUCCACCGUAUGCUUCCGCAUCGUGCUCUUCGAGCUCAGUAUGCUGCAAUCAGCCAGUUUCGCAGAUGUGUCACCCGAUGUGCUGUUCAAUGCCUCCAGGGCCGCCAUGCUGGUCCAUGGAGAUGGCUCCGACGUCCAACCGUAAUCCUAAUACACCAGACUAUGACUGCAAGCCGACAGUCCACGCAACCUGGCCAUCGUUCGAACCCUUGCCUAUGCCAGACCCCAUGCCUCCGUGCCUACCUUUUCCGCUCCUUAUGCCAAAACCUUGUUACAAUUGUCCCGAAAAUUGCGACUGCGGGGACGUUGAUUCUGACGAUGACCACCACCAAUGCACCAGUAGCUUUGCUCCAAUGGAUUAUUUAGCUAAAUUUCUGGCUGACGAGGUUGAAUCACUAAAUAAAGAAAUGUCGCAAGCGUGUGCAAGCGACCCUGACAUUAAGCUAGAAGAAUGCUUGCGUGAAAAGUACCUGGCCGGGUCGACGCUAUGCUCAGAUAUGAGGUGCGCUUUGUUGAAAGUGAAGCAAGUCAAGAAGGUGGAAUGCGAAAUAUUAGCCAUCAAGCAAAAGAUCUGCGUGGUCGACCUGCAAUGUCUUACCGAGGAGGACUCUUUAUUCUGCCCUAAAGUCGCUGUCCAGCACGUGAGCAUGCUUCAGUCGAAACUGGAGAAAGUGUUCAGUGGAUUUAAACUGAAGGAAGGCAUGCAUGUUAUGUGCAAAGAGGCAAUGAACAGGCUUAAUGAUCGGAAUAAGAAACUGAAGCAACUAAUUACGCAGGCGGGGGAUGUUAUUAAGAAAAUUAAGGAAGAGAUUGCUAAAGUCGAAAACGCUAUUUGCUAUGAAAAGGAAUGCCCACCUUUUGCCAAAAAAAAUGGUGAAAAUGGUGGUGGCGCAGACGCACCGGAAGCACCAGAAGCACCAGAAGCACCAGAAGCAACUGAAGGCUGAAGGUAAAGCCGAAAGCAAGGAUUAGAAAGAAACACUUGCUUUCUACAUAUGUAGCCAAAUUGUUCUAAAUUAACCAAUUCCAACUUGUAACUUAUGCCCAGAAAUUGCUGAGGUCUUAAGAUAUCUCCUGAAGAUGGUUUAAAUUUUAAACCCCUUUUACCACCAAAAAUUGAAACGUGCUCCGGGUUUAUUGAUGCUUGUUUUACAAUUACAUUAGCGAGUCUAAUUUUUGUUUUUCUGCGACAAUAAAAUAUGAAAUGCUUUUGAAAUAA